This is a messenger RNA of Eruca vesicaria subsp. sativa (arugula), 860 nucleotides long. The record is from the annotation of a GenBank genome assembly. NCBI's taxonomy places the organism in Eukaryota, Viridiplantae, Streptophyta, Magnoliopsida, Brassicales, Brassicaceae.
AUGGAGGAAAGCCAAGAACUUGCUUUGACCCAGUUGAGAAAAUCGGUGGAGAAACUUUUUUCUUCCACAGAGGGAUAUGAGAAACCUACAUUGAUGAGGUUCCUGAUUGCAAGAUCAAUGAAUCCAGACAAGGCAGCAAAGAUGUUUGUAGACUGGCAAAAAUGGAGAGCCUCCAUGAUACCUCCUUCCGGAUUCAUCCCAGAUUCAGAAGUGAAGGAUGAAUUGGAAUUCAGAAAGAUCUUUCUUCAGGGUCCAACUAAAUCUGGACAACCUUUGGUAGUUUGCAAAGUCUCCAAUCAUUUUCCUGCCAAGGAUCAACUUCUUUUCAAAAAGUUUGUUGUUCAUUUGCUAGAAAAAUCUAUAUCAAGUGCCAUUGCCAUCCAAGGAAAAGAAGUAGGAGAUGAGAAGGUGGUAGGCCUUAUUGAUCUACAAAACAUUACCUACAAGAACCUUGAUGCUCGUGGAACUAUCACCGGCUUUCAGUUCUUACAAGCUUAUUACCCGGAACGCCUCUCAAAAUGCUACAUCUUGCACAUGCCCGGAUUUUUCGUGACCGUUUGGAGAUUCAUCUGCCGUUUUCUAGACAAAGCAACUAAGGAAAAGAUUGUAAUAGUAACGAACGGGGAAGAACAGCGACAGCUCGAAGAAGAAGUAGGACUAGAUGCAUUGCCUGAAGAAUAUGGUGGACGAGCUAAGCUCACAGCAUUCCAAGAUGUUAAUCUUCCUCAGGCUGCUCCAUGAAUGUUCACAACAAACACUAAUGAUAAUCUCUUUAUUUCCUUUGUGAGCAUUUAAAACUUGGCGUUUUCAUGAUUAGAACAAAACUUUGUUAUUACAACUUUUCAACUAUUUUAAAAGUU